GCACAGUCUCUCACACACGCUUGACUAUAUUUUUGGCAAGACAGUCAUGUUAUAGUUAAAUGUCAAUUCAGCAGUCAACCUCCUCCUGUCACGCACGCGCACUCACGCACGUGGUAAGCCCAGACUUCAUAAACAAGCCGCUGCCACUUAGUUGCUCUGUGUUCCCUCUGAUCCCACAUCAGUCCAGGCUCAGAGAAGAUGGCACUGGCCGACACAGAGCGCGGAGUGUCCAACUGCGGCGACUCUGGCUCCCCGUUUGCAGAGAUUAUUGAGCUGAACGUCGGCGGGCAGGUUUAUGUGACCAGACACAAAACUCUCAUCGCCGUCCCAGACUCGCUGCUGUGGAACAUGUUCUGUAAGAAGUCUCCCAAGGAGUUGGCGAGAGACAGCAAGGGGCGCUUCUUCUUGGACAGGGACGGGUUCUUGUUCCGCUACAUCCUCGAUUAUCUCCGAGACCUGAACUUGGUCCUCCCGGACUACUUCCCCGAGAAAAGUCGACUGCAGAGGGAGGCUGACUUUUUCCAGCUGCGGGACCUUGCCAAACGCCUCAGCCCCCGGGUGAGUAAGGACAAUUCAAUCAGCGAGGAGAUUAGCCAGAGUGACACGGAGGAAGGUGCGCAGCAGUGCGGCUCCUCCGGCGGCAUGGAGACUUUACGCACCAUGUCGGUCAGCGGGGCCAUGCGCUCCCUGUCACUGGACUCCAGAAAGUCGGGCUACAUCACGGUAGGAUACCGCGGCUCGUACACCAUUGGCAGAGACAUCCAAACCGACGCCAAAUUCAGAAGAGUGGCGCGCAUCACGGUUUGCGGGAAGACGUCUCUGGCCAAAGAAGUGUUUGGGGACACGCUGAAUGAGAGCAGAGACCCAGACAGACCACCUGAGAGAUACACAUCCCGGUACUACCUGAAGUAUAAUUUUCUAGAGCAGGCAUUUGACAAGCUGACAGAGGCGGGCUUCCACAUGGUGGCCUGCAGCUCCACAGGCACCUGCGCCUACACCAGCAAUGAUCCAAACGAGGACAAAAUUUGGACAAGCUACACUGAAUAUGUCUUCUGUCGGGAAUAACAAACAGUAAACAUGCCGUGUUGAUGUAAAUAGACAUUUCAUAAUCUAGAGGGGAAUGUCUUUAAAAACAAGUAUUGCAUUUGCUGUGUUUAAGGGUAACGUUUGUCAAGGGCGAGUGACUGCAACCUAUUGCUCCAUUAUUCUAAGAAUAGUCACAUAGCAGUAUUAGCACUUCUGUGGUUAAACCGGAGACAAAAUGCCCCUAAACAGAUUAUACACAAACGAGUUUUACACGUUGUCAGGAGAUAAUUAAAACAUUUGGAUGCCCAAAGUGAGGAGAGGAUCAUUUGAGGUGACACACCCACCCAAAGCCCUAUUGCUGUGGAAAACAAAAACAAAAUUCCACCAUGUCCAUCUCAUAGAGCUGCAUGUCAAUGUUUCAGUCAUAUCUGACUCAGUGCUGUGUGAGUUGAGCGGGAUCCAAGAACAGACAAGCAGCAAUUAGUAUUCAGUGUCAUUGUAACUUCUAGGCUUGCUUGAUCACGUUUGGCCAAGUUUUGUAUAAUCUAGUAGGUUGUUAUAUCACUGACAUGAUUGUAAGUGUAUGUGCUUGCUUGGUAGAGUUGUAUUUGUUAACCUGUUCAGAUGAAAUAAAAGCUUACACUCUGCUAUUCUCA
Dicentrarchus labrax (European seabass) is the source of this 1682-nucleotide messenger RNA. It is a transcript of the gene kctd12.1, whose product is annotated as potassium channel tetramerisation domain containing 12.1. The coding region runs from base 199 to 1065 and encodes 288 amino acids. The record is from RefSeq and is a predicted model, not a curated record. NCBI's taxonomy places the organism in Eukaryota, Metazoa, Chordata, Actinopteri, Moronidae. Gene Ontology annotation, cellular component: postsynaptic membrane; presynaptic membrane. Gene Ontology annotation, biological process: protein homooligomerization; regulation of G protein-coupled receptor signaling pathway. Gene Ontology annotation, molecular function: protein binding. The transcript has a single exon.